CCGACUUCAUACCCGCCAUGGAAAAAACUUUAAAUGCGCAAGCACAAGGCAUACCUGGGAUUGCGACUGACCCUACUUCUCCAUGGACUAUGACCGUUGGGAUGCUCUCCUCCACCACAUUUUCAAGCAAACUCAGGGUGAUGCUUGGUUCCGUCCUCAAGAAGAAAACAUCUCUUCAGGCGUAGCCAUUCGAAUCCACGAUGAUCCCCCAGAAUUUCGCGUUUUUCCUUACGAAAAUGUUUCUUUGGAACCCUUCGAGGUCGCGGUACGGUCACUCAAUCCUGUCGUCGCUGUAAAGGUCCGCAGCGCCGCCGUUCAUGCAGCCUUGGCCCACGUCGAUCCCAACGAACACAGUCUUUACAUCGAUGCCAACACGUGUAUUCAAAUCCUGGACACGAUGCUUGAUCUCGGGAAGGCCGAUAAGGAACAAAGGGCUGCGUUUUUACGCGAUGAACGCGUUCUCGUCGUUUGGGCUUCAUCCCUCGAAAACAUCAUCCCGACCUGCCAAGAUUUCGAGGAGCGAAUGAUCAAGUUCUUGUGGCGGUCGAGACCUGUAGAUUCAAACGUAUCUGCACUUUCUUCCUCGUCUCCAAAUUCAGUCGCUGGGCACGAAUCCCAUCCUGAUAGUCUCUUAGCUCGCCCUCUCCAUCUAGAACAAGAACCUGCCCCGAUCUCGAGCUCCGAAUCGUCCAUUCCCCCUCCCGUCACCGUGAAAAAGCGGACUUGGUAUGGAAAAACCAAAACAGUUACUGUUCCAUCCAAAGACUUCGUCCAUCCGCGACCGACUCUCCUUUACGCUCCUCUUUACAAUGGUCUAGCUGCAGGUUUAUCUUUCGUGUUCAUUGGGAAUGGUGCUCGGGUCCUUGUUUGGGAGUUCCUUAUGGAUGGACAGUUCAUCAGGUUUGUACUCUGUGUGACGUUACCCUUACUCUAUUGCAUCUCCUUGUUCUUCGCCCUCCAGAUCUUGCAAAAUCUCACCAUGGCCUUUGGCCCUAUUGCUCAUUACCAUCGAAACUCCAAAUACUACUCCGCUAUACCCCCACCACCCAUUCCUUCCAGCUCCUCUUCGAAUGCACAAAGGAAGGAACCCCUUCCACAUAUAACGAUUCAAAUGCCAGUCUACAAGGAGUCGCUCGAUCUUGUACUCAAACCAAGCGUGGCAAGUCUCAAGGCUGCAAUGAGGACAUAUGCUCUACAGGGUGGAACCUCUUCGCUAUUAAUGUUUGAUGAUGGUCUCCGGGCGACAGGCAUGACCGCUGCAGAUCGAAAUGAACGUAUCAAGUUCUACCGUGAAGAGGACAUCGGCUGGUGUGCCCGGCCUCGUGAAGGAUGUCCUGCAGAUACUGAUACGAACGACCAACCUACAGACGUCGAAAAAGGGCUGUUCCGCAGGGAAAAGACCUCGAGUAAAGGAAAGUCCAAGGAAGACACGUUCCAUCGUCCGGGACGUUUCAAGAAAGCCAGUAACCUGAACUACGGUCUCGCCUUGAGCUUGUGCGUUGAACGGUGGCUCGAGGUUCUACUGAGGGAACGAGAGGAAGGCAAGCGACAUGUCCAGCAACCAACAUUGCAGCAAUUGGUUGGAGAGGAACGUCGAAUUUCCGAGUUUACAUAUCCGCCUACCUCCCCCAUUUCCUCAUGGGGCCGAAACACAGUGGUCUCAGGCUACGGAAUGCAAUACCUCAACCGCGACGGAGACGACAUGUUUUCGACUUCGAGUGUAACCGACUCUCCUCCGACGCCUGGGUAUGGCCAAAGCGCGAUACUUUCACCAAUUCCCCGUUCUCCUUCCGCAUUUUCGCCCCUUAUGGGCACACCUGGUACCCCAUCGGAAACUUCGACUCCUCCGGCGUCAACUCCUGGUCGUGAAACGCCAACGCUGCACGAUGAUAUCGAGGAACAGGCUCUGAAACUCGCGAUUGAAGAUAUGUACACCCAGUCCGGUCGAAAAUGGAAACCUUGGGCUGCGAACGCUCGGGCUAUGCGUGUAGGAGAGAUCGUACUCCUAGUUGACAGUGACACUGAGGUUCCUGAGGACUGUCUACGCGACGCUGCUCGUGAAAUGCACCACUCUCCUUCCCUCGCCAUUAUACAGCAUGAGAGUGAUGUUAUGCAAGUCGCUCGUCACUACUUUGAAAACGGAAUUGCUUACUUCACUCGCCGAGUCAACAAGUGCAUUGGUAUCGCCUGCGCGAACGGUGAAGUGGCUCCGUUCGUCGGACACAAUGCUUUCCUUCGUUGGCGAGCGAUUCAAGACGCUGCAUACGUCGACUCAACACUGUCCGAGAAGAAUACUGAAAGCAAGACUAAAAUUUGGAGCGAAUGGAAUGUCUCGGAGGACUUCGACAUGGCUUUAAGGUUACUCAAGAAGGGCUAUACCAUUCGUUGGGCAACCUACUCUAAAGGGGGUUUCAAAGAGGGUGUGAGUUUGACUGUCGACGAUGAAUUGAAUCGUUGGAUGAAAUACGCGUAUGGCUGUAACGAACUUCUCUUCAAUCCGCUCUACCAGUGGAUCUAUAGAGGGCCCAUAUCGAAGCAAAUACACACCUUCGUGUGGAGCAAUGCCCCGUUACAUUACAAGUUUUCCGUCAUGGCUUAUAUGUUCUCGUACUACGGCCUCGCUUGUUCUAUCCUUAUCUCGUUGCUCAACUACGUCCUACUGGCAUUCCAAUUUCCGAUUGACGGAUUUUACCUGCACAGCUGGGAGAUAUGGUUGGCCGUCACCGUGGUCUUCACAGGGUCGGGAAAUGUGGCGUAUACAUUGGUGCAGUAUCGACUUGGUGAAAAGUCAUUGAUUAAAGCCCUUUUAGAAAACCUGAUGUGGAUUCCGUUUUUCUUUUUCUUCUUUGGUGGACUUGCUAUUCCCGUCAGCCAGGCUAUUCUCGCUCACCUGUUCUCCGUGAAUAUCACUUGGUCGGCUACUAAGAAAGAGGUCGAACGUUCAAAUUUCUUCAAGGAAAUACCUCGAAUAGUGAAGAGAUUCUGGUUCCCGCUUGUCGUCAGCGUUGUCAUCAUCGCUGGGAUGGUUAUCUCUAGCACGGCUCUAGUUCCUAUUGAGUGGCGGGUUGGUGGUGAAGAAUGGGCGGCGAUCUUCCCACUGGCGGUUGUGGCUUCAUGUCAUAUCUUGUUCCCUAUCCUAUUGAACCCGUGGCUCAUGGUGUUCUCGUAUUGACCGAAUCUUCCGGGACAAAUUGUUUUUUUGUUUCUUAUCUACUCUCCACUGGACGCGAACUUCAUUUUUUACAUUGGACACACGAACUUGUCUAUUUCUUAUCUGUAGAUGCCCAGACUCUUUUGAUACCCUUCUAGUAUUUUACCUUUAGCUUCAACACGCCUUUGACAGGCUGAAUUCUCCCGGACGUAACCCUUUUCUUUUCCGUGGUCGCCCCAUGAUUGACGUCAUCAUGUCUGGCACCAACGCCUUCAUAACCCCAUUCCACCACAUCUCUUUUUCCACGUCAGUCAAACAGUAAUUCACGAAUCACUUAUCACUUAUCACCGUUCCUUCCCCAUUUUAUCUAUAGUUAUGUGGCGCCGCGUGAUGGGACCUGAACGAUAGAUAUAAACGAUGUUACGAUCAUUCUUUUUCUUCAUUUUGUGUCCAGAGAUAGUCUUCUGUAAGCAGACUCUGAAUCAAUGGAAGUUUUCGG
Marasmius oreades (fairy-ring Marasmius) is the source of this 3650-nucleotide messenger RNA. RefSeq lists its product as uncharacterized. NCBI's taxonomy places the organism in Eukaryota, Fungi, Basidiomycota, Agaricomycetes, Agaricales, Marasmiaceae. The transcript is spliced from 13 exons. The record is from RefSeq and is a predicted model, not a curated record. The coding region runs from base 83 to 3172 and encodes 1029 amino acids.